AUGGCUUUGGGAUUGACAGCCAACUCUAUCUACACUGGGGUCAAGGCCACAUCCCCACCUGUAGUGGGAGCUAAGUGCUACUGUCAAUCAUCAGGAGAUGAUGGAUCUAUCAGAGCACACAACAAACCCGCAGAUGACUUGGCACAGAGUUUCACCAUUUCCAUGCUGGCUGCCAGGAAGGACUCCUGCAGCCACUUCUCCAUUUGUUUCCCUACAUCCUUCUGUCCCCCUCAUGCCAUCCUGGUGACUGUGACUGUUCUCUUUAAAAUUCAUCAAUGUCCUCAAGGAAUGGCCUUUCUAGACUCAUCUCCAACCUUAUCUCGUGGCAUGUCUUCAGGGCAUUUCCGCACGGUAGAUGAUGAGGUCCAGGAGAGCAAGAUUAUCUCCUUUGUUGAAGUUGCUCUGGCAACCAGGGCUGGGAUACAGCUUGCCAUAUGCCACGGUGAAGAGGAAGUGUCUGGAAACCACAAUAUGAACGAUCUGUCUCUAAAGCACGCAGAGCUGGGCAGUGCUGCUGCUGUGCCUUCUGCACCAGAGCGGCCUGGGCACACUCGCUCCCAUACAACUGGGAGUAGCCAGGACCCCAAGGAGGGUCUCCUGUCCCCACUGAGGAGAGGCAAAGAAGGAGGAUGCCACAUGCUUCGGAGGCCAGCAGCAGCGCAGGGUAACACAGGCACUGCCGAGUUAGUACAGGGUAGUGUGGUCGGCCCAGAAGCCCUUGCCCCAGGGCAACUCCGGGCACCCCUCCAGACAGGUCACGCGUCCUGUCAUCAUGUCAACAUUCCGCAGUUAUCAGAAGGGGCCAGGGCUGGGGCCCCACAGCAGGGGGUGAGGAGCAGGGGAGAAAACAGGGAGGAUCCCCAGGGACAGAGCGGGGAGGACUCCCGGGACGGAGCAGGGAGGACCCCUAGGGAGGGAGCGGGGAGGCCCCCGGGGAUGGAGAAGGGAGGAUCUCCAGACACGGAGCCGGGAGGACCUCCAGGGACACAGCGGGGAGGACCUCGGAGGACGGAGCGGGGAGGACCCCGGGGAUGGAGUGGGGAGGAUCUCGGGGACGGAGCGGGGAGGACCUCGGGGGACGGAGCGGGGAGGACCCCAGGGACGGAGCGGGGAGGACCCCAGGGACGGAGCGGGGAGGACCUCGGGGGACGGAGCGGGGAGGACCCCGGGGACGGAGCGGGGAGGACCUCGGGGGACGGAGCGGGGAGGACCCCGGAGGACGAAGCGGGGAGGACCUUGGAGAACGAAGCGGGGAGGACCCCGGAGGACGAAGCGGGGAGGACCCCGGAGGACGAAGCGGGGAGGACCCCGGGGGACGGAGCGGGGAGGACCCCAGGGACGGAGCGGGGAGGAUCUCGGGGACGGAGUGGGGAGGAUCCUGGGGGACGGAGCGGGGAGGAUCUCGGGGACGGAGCGGGGAGGACCUCGGGGACGGAGCGGGGAGGACCUCGAGGACGGAGCGGGGAGGACCUCGGAGGACGGAGCAGGGAGGAUCCUGGGGGACGGAGCAGGGAGGAUCCUGGGGGACGGAGCGGGGAGGACCUCGGAGGACGGAGCAGGGAGGAUCCCGGGGGACGGAGCAGGGAGGAUCCUGGGGGACGGAGCGGGGAGGACCUCGGGGACGGAGCGGGGAGGACUCGGAGGACGAAGCGGGGAGGACCUCGGGGACGGAGCGGGGAGGACCCCGGGGGACGGAGCGGGGAGGACUCGGAGGACGAAGCGGGGAGGACCACGGAGGACGAAGCGGGGAGGACCUCGGGGGACGGAGCGGGGAGGACCUCGGGGGACGGAGUGGGGAGGAUCCUGGGGGAUGGAGCGGGGAGGACCUCGGGGACGGAGCGGGGAGGACCCCGGGGGACGGAGUGGGGAGGAUCCUGGGGAACGGAGCGGGGAGGACCUCGGGGACGGAGCGGGGAGGACUCGGAGGACGAAGCGGGGAGGACCACGGAGGACGAAGCGGGGAGGACCUCGGGGGACGGAGCGGGGAGGACCUCGAGGACGGAGCGGGGAGGACCCCGGGGGACGGAGUGGGGAGGAUCCUGGGGGACGGAGCGGGGAGGACCUCGAGGACGGAGCGGGGAGGACCACGGAGGACGAAGCGGGGAGGACCUCGGGGGACGGAGCGGGGAGGACUCGGAGGACGAAGCGGGGAGGACCUCGGGGACGAAGCGGGGAGGACUCGGAGGACGGAGCGGGGAGGACCCCGGGGGACGGAGCGGGGAGGACUCGGAGGACGGAGCGGGGAGGACCUCGAGGACGGAGCGGGGAGGACCACGGAGGACGAAGCGGGGAGGACCCCGGGGGACGGAGCGGGGAGGACCUCGGGGACGGAGCGGGGAGGACCUCGGGGACGGAGCGGGGACCGGGCCGCAGGACAGGAUGCCCACGCGCGCCUCAACCUCCCGGGCCGGGCACCUCCAAAGCGCCAAGCCCGCGGGGCCGCCGCGCGCCCCGCACCGGAGCGCGAGCCGCCGAGACCGGGCCCUCGGGGGAGGCGCAGGCGGUGGCCGCGCGGGCCCCGGCGGAGCAGGAAGGGCGGCGGAGCAGGCGGGCGGCCGCGGCUCGGGCUGCGCGGAGGUAGGCGACCCGGCGGCGGCGGCGGUCCGCAGGGGGCGCGGCGCUGGGAGCGGGCGGGCCCCGGUGCCCCCUCCCCCGGCCCGGGGCGCGGCGCCCGCGGACGAGCCGCCCCCGCCCUGCGCCCCCGCCCGGGCCCGGGGCCGAGGCCGAGGCGUCGCCGCGCAGGAGGGACGGCCCCGCUCGCCGGGCCGGGCGGGGCGGGGCGGGGCGGAGCUGCCGCGCGGGUGCGAGGAGGCGCCCCGAGCCGCGCCCGAAGCCGGAAGGUCCUGCCCUGCUCGGCCCCGGGAAGCGGAGGCCUCCGGACGCUGCAAACUUUGCAAGCGCGCCGCGCGGCCGCGGCUGGAAGGCGAGUUCGCCGCGGACUUGUUGUUUCCGUGCUCGGGGGAGUCGCACCCCGGGGCGGAGCGGAGCGCGGCCGGGACAGUCCCGGGGCCGCCGGGGCCGCUCGGCGCGCGGUGCAGGCGGCAGGGGUCGCGCGCGGCCGGGGGGCGACGCGCCUCGCGGGCGCCCAUCCCACCGCCCCUGUGCACGGCUCUCGGUGCUCCCGCCUUUGCACCUCCCCGGACCCGGCCCGGUUCUAGGAGCCUCCCGCCUUUGCAUCUACCCAGACCCGACCCGGUUCUAGGAGCCUCUGGGCUUUGCACCUCCCAGGACGCGGCCCGGUUCUGGGAGCCUCCGGGCUUUGCACCUCCCAGGACCCGGCCCGGUUCUAGGAGCCUCUCGGCUUUGCACCUCCCAGGACCUGGCCCGGUUCUAGGAGCCUCCCGCCUUUGCAUCUACCCAGACCCGGCCCGGUUCUCGGUGCUCCCGGCUUUGCACUUCCCCGGCCCGGUCCUAGGAGCCUCUGGGCUUUGCACCUCCCAGGACCCGGCCCGGUCCUAG
Molecule: messenger RNA, 3459 nt
Organism: Nyctereutes procyonoides (raccoon dog)
Lineage: Eukaryota; Metazoa; Chordata; Mammalia; Carnivora; Canidae
Product: collagen alpha-1(I) chain-like
Exons: 6
Coding region: 1-3459 (1152 amino acids)
Source: RefSeq, a predicted model, not a curated record